Messenger RNA from Cylicostephanus goldi, 516 nucleotides. The record is from the annotation of a GenBank genome assembly. NCBI's taxonomy places the organism in Eukaryota, Metazoa, Nematoda, Chromadorea, Rhabditida, Strongylidae.
AUGUUGUCCAAAGUUGAUAGAGCUACUGUUUUGCGUUUGAGCCAGUCAGGUAUGACUCAGAAAGAGACUGGAGAAAUUACUGGAAUCUCACAAUCAUCCAGUACACAAUCCGUCGCUUUCGGGGGACUGGCGAUGUCAAGGACCGUAGAAGAAGUGACGGAUUAUCAAAAAGAUCAGAGAUAUGAUACGUCGCAAUCCGAAGAGGAGUCUCAGAAAGUUGGCUCAAGAGUUGAGUAUGGGAAAGAGCUCGGUUUCGAGGAUAGUCAAAGACCGCUUCGGGCUUCAUGCAUCAAGAUGCAGAAGACACAUACUCUGACAAAAACGAUGAAGGCUUCUAGGAUCCGUCGACCGCUACGUAUCCAGAAACGGACCCUCUGCUCAGCUCAUGGUUUGGCCGGGAUAACACCAACCGGCAAGACACCGAUUUGUGUCGAUCAAGGAGUGAAAAUUAAUGCUGAAAGGUAUUUGAAUGACAUUCUCGCAAAGGAAGUUUCCUCGGAGCCACAAGCACUCUAA